AUGGCGUGUAGAAGGCCCGGUUCAGCGGAAGACUGUUUUUAUACCCCAUCUGGCAUAGCAGAUGCCAGCUCCAUGGCAACAUCCUUAAUUUCGAUGAACGAGCACACUCCUAAAUCGAAAGAGUCCUUGGCACACGCACAAAGGCCAGCGGCUAUCGGGAUCUCAGUAGAUCCGGUAUUCAGUUGUCCUUACAAAGUCGCCGGAUGCUUUAUAUCCUGGCGCUGGUGUUGUUCGCUAGUCAAUUUUGGAGGCUAUUUACCACAGUAUAAUCGCACGAGACAUGAAGAGCAGGAGAUUUGUUGGGCGAUGGUAAUGCUGAACAGAAAAGCGUGGCGACUUCCGUCCUGGAGACACAUCAGAAAUACCUCCGUUUUCACUGACGAUGCGAAGUCUCAGCGCUCAGAUGGCCGCCCAAGGACAAUCAUACGGGUCAAUUUCAGCCUCCGGUCCAGAACAUUACUCAAUGGGACUCCGUUCUCGGUAGUUGUUUCUCUCGACUACGGAGCCUGGGGCUUUCGAAGCAUCUUCGACGGCUUUGUCGGGUCAACCCGAUCGUCGUUCGAAACCAAUAGCCACGGCACUAUUCUGUAUGACGGCAGGCAGCUCAAAUGUGGGGAUCGUCAGCUCGGUCACCCUGAUUCUAUGGAUCUUUCUCAGAGUCUCGCGGGUAUCACGAUUAUGCCUGCCUGACAAACCAUUCGCUUAGCCCUGCAUUGAAUACGCGGCUGUAUAGUUUUUACGGGUCAUAACCAGAGUCUUUAAGCAUACAAAUAAGUCCCAAACUUUCCCAAC
This is a messenger RNA of Desarmillaria tabescens, 792 nucleotides long. RefSeq lists its product as uncharacterized. The transcript is spliced from 7 exons. The coding region runs from base 1 to 690 and encodes 229 amino acids. Lineage: Eukaryota; Fungi; Basidiomycota; Agaricomycetes; Agaricales; Physalacriaceae. The record is from RefSeq and is a predicted model, not a curated record.